Fomitiporia mediterranea MF3/22 is the source of this 3160-nucleotide messenger RNA. RefSeq lists its product as uncharacterized. NCBI's taxonomy places the organism in Eukaryota, Fungi, Basidiomycota, Agaricomycetes, Hymenochaetales, Hymenochaetaceae. The record is from RefSeq and is a predicted model, not a curated record. The coding region runs from base 566 to 3160 and encodes 864 amino acids. Gene Ontology annotation, molecular function: protein binding. The transcript has 10 exons.
AAGCGUGCUCCUGAGACUUAUACUUUGGGCUGCUGGUCGGACUUCCGUGUCUGUGCUACUUGGUGUUGAUUCCGUCGCUGCUGGGCUAUUGCUGGGAUCCCUACUACGGCCCUGAUCCUCCUGCGAAGCUACUAACCUACAUCAGAUAAUACGUAUUCAUCUAUUCUGAAUACCGACAGAAUGGACUACGCACUCACAGCUCUCGACGCGGCGAAGUACAUACAUGGUCUCAUUGAGAAGCAUUCAAAAAACAGGAAGACGCUUAUGGAUGUUUCGCUCCGCUUAGUAGAUGACAUACAGCGCCUUGAAGACAUUCGAGAAUCAUGCGGGAUAAGUGACUCGAUACCGGAGCUGGACGAGGAGAUAGCUGCUUAUCAGAAUGAUCUAAACGAGCUCUUAGACGAUUGUCAGAAACUAUUUUGAAGAGAAACCGGGAUUCGGCAGAAAGGUAAAACACUUCUACAGGACGAGGAUAAACGUUGGAGAUAUUGAAGAAAAACUCAUCAAAUUUGAGAAGAGGGCAGACCUCGCGCAGAGGCGAUUUGAGAACAAGAACCAAAUCAACAUGCGUGUAGAGCUUAGACAUAUCCAUGCAAGGCUCAUGAGUCCUGCAGCUGAACUCGAAAGGUCACUGGGUAAUCAAAUGGCUGAUCAACAAGAGUGGCAGGAGCUGGAUCAGGACGAGGUGCAAAUACAAGUACGGAGGGAAGAUGACGAUGGCAAUGAUACUGAUUCGCAAGAAGAUUCGGAGGGCGGAUCUGCCAAGGAUUUGGACAGGCUAAAUGGUGAAUCUAGACAACGUGAGGAGGAAAGGUGGAAAUGGAAGCAAGAUAAACCCUCGGAGAACGAACCGGACGAAGAAGGCUCAGAGGAGAUGGUGCUUCUUAUACCAGACGUUUCCAAGAUCUCCCUCAACGAUGAAACUCUUAGCAUGGGCUCAGAGAAUGGCUCAACUGAAACACGUAGUCGUACGCCAGACGUCUUCAGCAUCUCUCCUAGAGAAAAUCCACAAGAUGAAACAUGGUGCCUGCCAAAUUCGCGACCACCGGUUACACAACCAGCGGUUGCAAACCAUCAACCAUCAGACGUGCUCGGCUGCACGUCUGGUUUCGAGAAUGAUUCUGAUGAAGACGGCAGUUCAGUUAUCCCGCAGCACACCAUACCCGACGACGAGUCUAAAGUACAUGAAGUGCGUAUGAGGGUGUCUUCAGAGCGUAUAGAAGAAUCCAAGAGGGGGAAAAACUCGAACGCAAAAGUACACCCAAGGAGAAUGACUAUGACUAAGAAUGAAGCAGUACAGGAGACCCGGAAGCUGCUCAACGAUAUCCGCGAUCCAGACUCGUGUACCCCAGUAACAUCGUGGAUCUCAAAGGCAAACAAUUUGUCGGUUAUUCUCGAGCAGAACUUAGACAUGCUUUCUGAGGCGUUGCAGCUUUCUGAGAUGUGUGUCUCACUCUCUCAUCAACUGUCGGAUGAAUACCCCACAGCGUUUAGACCGUUAUUAGCCUCAAAUUUACGCAAUCUGGCAAAACGAUUAUGGAAGAACAGACAAUCGGGCCAAGCCUUAGAGCACUCGGGAAAAGCUGUUUCACUCUACAGACAACUCGUAGAGGAGGACCCAGAGGCACAUAAUCCGGAACUCGCAGCAGCGCUGAUGACGUAUGCCAUCGAUUUAUCCGAAGUUCGUCGACACGAUGAAGCUCUUGAACCAAUGGAAGAAGCUGUCGAAAUUCGGAGAGUGUUGGUGGAGCACAAUCCCGCAGAAUACACAUUCGACCUCGCAGAAUUGCUUAAGAAUUAUUCUAUUUUGCUGGUGAAGCUUGGUAGGAUCCAAGAUGCCUUAGUUGUACGUCGGGAGGUUGUUGAAAUCCAAGAGGAGCUUGCGGAACAGGAUCCGAAGAAGUAUAACCCCUACCUAGCAUCAGCACUCAAACUCCUUUCUUCGAUCUUGUCGGGCAUCCACGAGUAUCAGGAGGCACUUGAAGUUCAAGUUCGCCAUGCUCAAGUAAGGCGUGAGAUCUCAGAAAAAGAUCUGGAGAAACAUGCAGCGGAUAUAAUAAGACAGCUGUUUACGUAUUCUUUCAAGCUUGCUGAUCGAAAGCACCGUGAGGAAGCACUAGAGGCUGCUGAAAAGGCCGUCGAGCUCGCCGCGUGGCUUGCGAAAGACGAUGUCCACAAUACUAGGCAUGUCCAAAAUGAUAACGAUGUGGAUGAUAAUAAUGACGAACUUGAGGAUGACGAGGAUGAUGGUGAUGGUGAGGAUGACGAGGUAAGCGACGGGAGCGAUGACAGUGAACCCGAUCCGCAUACCUCCCUCCUAGCAGAAGCUUUCACUGUACUGAGCGACAGAUUGUACGAGAUCAAGCGUGACAAGCCCGCUUUGAAAGCAAUUUUACGAGCUGGGGUCCUUUGGGAGACACUCAGAAGGCACGACCCCGACUCCGGCAAAUAUAAAUUCAAUUUCGCAAGGUCUCUAGAUAAGCUUUCGCAGAGGUGGUCAGUACUUAACUUGCAUAAAAAGGCACUCAAAGCGGCGAAUCGUGCUGUCCAGCAAUGGGAAGAUCUUGUCGUGUCGAAUGACAGACAUUUACCCCAUUUGGGAGAGCGUACGAAAUGCUCUCAUUACGGUUCUCCAAAGGAACUUGUAGAACGGAAUGCACGUUUACAUGAGCCCGGUCUAGCACAGUCGUUAGUCACUCAAUCUAUCGCAUUCGCAAAGGCGGGGCGUCGGAAGGAAGCGCCAACACCAGUAGAGGAGGCCGUGGAUAUGUACAGGCGGCUUGCGGAAAAUAAUCCGAAGGUCUACAAAAGAAAGCUCGCUUACUCCUUGCACGAAUAUGCUGGACGACUUUCGGCGGUGGGCCAGAAGGGACAGGCUCUCGAGAUCGUCACAGAGGCCGUAGAUAUCUAUAAGCAACUCGCGAAGGACAAUCCGGACACUAUUCCCUCGCAUCCAGCGGCGAGCAGUAACCCGCCAGUCCCUUGGCAGAAUAUUUUGUCACAGACUUCUGUUCGGGCUAGGGAUUAUGAAGUUGAUUUUAGCAGGGAGGUAACCGAGGUUAAGAAAAUCGUCAUGCUCAACCUUUGUCUCUUUGUCGUGGCUACUUUCCUUCUUAUGGACAGUGCAGAAAUUCCUGCAAUGCUGACAAGUUCGUUCUAG